GACAAACUCACUUGUCGCUCGGUCGCUCCACAGUUCGUAUAUACAUUGUAUUAAUUCUCAUUCUCUCUGCAAUCCCUCUUCCGUCCUCCUGUGCCUGUGCCGAGAACAAUUAAGAGAUGGCAGAGGCGCAAAAAAUUGUUGUUCCAAAAGUGAAAUUGGGGAAUCAGGGACUCCAGGUAUCUAAGUUGGGUUUUGGCUGUAUGGGUCUGACUGGAAUCUACAAUGAUCCCGUACCCGAUGAAGUUGGCAUAUCAGUCAUCAAGCAUGCAUUCGACAAAGGAAUUACCCAUUUUGAUACAUCAGACAUAUAUGGGGCCAAUCAUGCUAAUGAAAUUUUAGUUGGAAAGGCACUAAAGCAGUUGCCUCGAGAAGAGAUCCAGUUGGCCACAAAGUUUGGACUAGUCAGAUUUGGAUCUGAUACUAUUGAAGUAAAAGGAACUCCUGAGUAUGUCCGGGCCUGUUGUCUAUCUAGCCUUAAGCGGCUUGAUGUGGAAUACAUUGAUCUCUACUAUGUACAUCGAAUUGACACAUCUGUGCCCAUAGAGGACACUAUGGGGGAGCUAAAGAAGUUGGUGGAAGAAGGAAAAAUCAAGUAUAUUGGGCUAUCUGAAGCUAGUCCAGACACCAUAAGAAGAGCACAUGCUGUUCAUCCAAUUACUGCUCUACAGAUGGAGUGGUCACUGUGGACUCGUGAUAUUGAGGAUGAAAUAGUCCCUCUGUGCAGGGAACUUGGAAUUGGAAUAGUCCCAUACAGUCCUCUAGGCCGUGGAAUUUUUGGUGGGAAGGCAAUUGUCGAAAGUGUGCCGGCAAAUAGUUUUCUGGAAUCACAUCCAAGGCUUCAAGGAGAGAACUUUGAGAAGAACAAGGUAUUAUAUAAUCGCUUGGAGAGGUUAUCUGAAAAGCAUGGAUGCUCCCCUGCCCAACUUGGACUUUCUUGGGUUCUUCAUCAAGGGGAUGAUGUAGCACCUAUCCCUGGGACAACUAAGAUUAAAAAUCUUGAUCAUAAUAUUGGUUCCUUAAACGUGAAGCUGACAAAAGAAGAUUUGAAUGAAAUCUGUGAUGCUAUACCCGUCCACGAGGUGGCUGGGCCGAGAGUACCAGACUAUAUCUAUAGCUGCUCAUACAAGUUUGCUAACACACCUGCAAAACUCGGCAAGAGUACACCAGCUUAACGUGUAGUCUGUGCGCAUGUUUCCCGUUAUAUAUGCCAAUGAAGCACUGUCUAAGUUAUGGUUAGAGAAGCUUUUCUUUCGAUGUGCUACUAAAUGUUGCUAUGUUGUUGAAGGGAGUAGUUAGUUUUUCUCUUUUCUAUUUGUAAUAUUUGCAAUUUCUACUCUGAGAAGGUUCUAUUAAAUUCAAUAAAAAUUUACAAAUUAUACUA
Messenger RNA from Tripterygium wilfordii, 1381 nucleotides. RefSeq names its product perakine reductase-like. Bases 117 to 1172 code for a protein of 351 amino acids. Gene Ontology annotation, cellular component: cytoplasm. The record is from RefSeq and is a predicted model, not a curated record. NCBI's taxonomy places the organism in Eukaryota, Viridiplantae, Streptophyta, Magnoliopsida, Celastrales, Celastraceae. The transcript has 7 exons.